UUCAUUAACAACCUGAUGCUACCAGUCACCGCGGGCAAAUUUAAUCCACCCCUCCCAAAAAUGGCCAAACGAAAGACGGAAAACAGGAGCUUUCAAAACAAGUGAGAGGAAGAUUUAUCUGUUCAUUAAUGUAAAGGACAGACUUGUUUGUCUUGUGUGCGGAGCCAAAGUGGCUGUAACGAAAGAAUAUAACAUAAGAAGACACUAUGAAACGAAACACCAAGACAAGUACAAGGAGCCGGACAUGAAGCAGAAGCUCCAGAAGAGAGAGGAGAGAAUGGGCUGUGUCCAAUGUAAGGAUAAAGAAGCAGCAAAACUCACUGAUGACCGGGAGACCAGCCUCUCACACAACUCGGGGUAUCGCUAUGGGUCCGACCCCACCCCACAGCACUACCCCAGCUUCGGCGUCGCCACCAUCCCCAACUACAACAACUUCCAUAGUGCUGCCACUCAGGGGGUGACUGUGUUUGGAGGCGUCCACACGUCCUCGCAGCCCGGGACACUUCGGACCCGAGGAGGAACAGGGGUGACUCUUUUUGUGGCCCUUUAUGACUAUGAGGCCAGGACUGAAGAUGACCUCAGCUUCAGAAAGGGGGAGAGGUUCCAGAUCCUCAACAGCACUGAGGGGGACUGGUGGGAGGCUCGUUCUCUCACUACAGGUGGAACCGGUUACAUUCCCAGCAAUUACGUAGCUCCAGUGGACUCGAUCCAAGCUGAGGACUGGUAUUUUGGUAAAUUAGGCCGAAAGGAUGCAGAAAGGCAACUGCUCUCCAACGGCAAUGCCAGAGGCACUUUCCUCAUCCGUGAGAGUGAAACAACCAAAGGGGCGUACUCCCUCUCCAUCCAAGACUGGGAUGACAUCAAGGGAGAUCAUGUCAAACACUAUAAGAUUCGCAAACUAGACAGCGGAGGCUACUACAUCACCACCAGAGCCCAGUUUCAAACGCUGCAGCAGCUCGUACAGCACUACUCUGCCAGGGCUGCGGGGCUCUGCUGCCGCCUGAUCGUGCCAUGCCACAAAGGCAUGCCCCGUCUGACCGACCUGUCCGUCAAAACCAAAGACGUGUGGGAGAUCCCGCGGGAGUCGCUGCAGCUCAUCAAACGUCUAGGCAACGGCCAGUUUGGAGAGGUUUGGAUGGGCACGUGGAAUGGCACCACAAAGGUGGCGGUGAAGACUCUGAAGCCUGGCACCAUGUCACCCGAGUCCUUCCUGGAGGAGGCUCAGAUCAUGAAGAAACUCCGACAUGACAAACUGGUGCAGCUCUACGCUGUGGUGUCUGAAGAACCCAUCUAUAUCGUCACUGAGUACAUGAGCAAAGGGAGUUUGCUUGAUUUCCUUAAGGACGGAGAAGGACGAGGCCUCAAGCUGCCAAAUUUGGUGGACAUGGCGGCUCAGGUGGCAGCGGGCAUGGCGUACAUUGAGAGGAUGAACUACAUCCACAGAGACCUGCGCUCGGCCAACAUCCUAGUCGGAGAUAGCCUGGUCUGUAAAAUCGCUGACUUUGGUCUGGCCAGACUCAUCGAAGACAAUGAAUAUACAGCAAGGCAAGGUGCGAAGUUUCCAAUAAAGUGGACUGCUCCUGAGGCUGCUCUUUACGGGAAAUUCACCAUCAAGUCAGAUGUGUGGUCAUUUGGCAUCCUGCUGACAGAGCUGGUGACCAAGGGCAGGGUGCCCUAUCCAGGCAUGAACAACCGCGAGGUGCUGGAGCAGGUGGAGCGAGGUUACCGGAUGCCAUGCCCGCAGGACUGCCCAUCUUCACUGCAUGAGCUGAUGGUGCAGUGCUGGAAGAAAGACCCAGAGGAGAGGCCCACCUUUGAGUACCUGCAGGCCUUUUUGGAGGACUACUUCACUGCCACUGAGCCUCAGUACCAACCAGGGGAUAAUCUCUGAGCACCGUUGCCCUCAUCUCAUGUCAUUCCACUGGCUGUCCACUAGAGGGAGGCAGACCCCACCUAUUCUCUCUCUCAUCCUGUGACUCUAAUAAUCCUAAGAGCUCAUCAACUGACUUCUUGACUUCCAAGCUUCAUACAUUCAGGGACUGACGGCUGCUUUGUCAAAUCAGAGGAUGUUUUGGAGGCAGGAGAGGGUGUUUGAGAUGUUUGAAAAGUUACAAAUGAGUGCCAUGGAUGACUGAGAUGAGUUGUGUAACUUGUAUGUAGUGUAAAUAUAUUUAGCUUGUUUACUUAUCUUUUGGUUCAUUUAUAUUACUUUUGAUAUUUGGCUUUUUUUUUGUUUUUAUCUAAGGUUUAAAAUUAUUUUGGAUACAUUGCUCAUACAGACGUGAGGCUGACUGUUGGUAACAAAUUGACAUAUUAAUUGUAGGAAUGGAAAUAGUGGGACAUCAUGGACUGAGAUAGCUCAGAAAUGUUUCUGAAGUCUACCGACCUUUUGUUUUUUUUAAUGAGGGUAAAAUAAUGAUACUACUCUCCUCUUCUCAAGGAACUUAGCUGUAUGAUAACACCUGUUCUUGCCUUUUUAUGUUUAGUAAUAUUCUUAUAAUGUAAGGGAAUGUUUCACGCUUUCCACAAACUAACUUAGUGUAUCAUGGACUAUUCCGCCCAAACUUGUAUGGCAUCUGCACUGAUAAGUGCAUUCACUGCAUUUCAGCUUCAGCCAAUGACUUUUAGAUCAGCUUAAAGUGACUUUUAGUUCAGCUUCUUGUAGUUGACAAGGGGCUCAACCUCCUUUCCAACUGCAGCACUGUUUAACUGACUGCUUAUUAUACUGAUGAUAUUUUAAAAUGUAUGUUGCAUUACUGUAUGGCAGCGGGCUGUGUAAGAAUUGUGCAUUUCUUCGCUUCAGCAGCUAAACAAACAAACUGACAUGACAGGAAUGAAGGAUGCGUUACUUGUUUGUCCCUCCAUAAUGUGUACUGGGGAAAAACAUGUUUACAAGACCAGACAUGUUUAUUUCAUUGAUUUAUUUGCUCAACAUUUCAACCAGUUUUUUUUUAAUUUUUUUGAGAGAAAUCUGGAGCUCUGGGCAACAUUUUAUCAAACUCUGUAUAUGUGCAGGUGAGUGUGCAUUCAAGGACAAUACACUCUGUGUAUUUAUGUUGCUUUUCAUGGGUGCAAAAGUGAGCAAAAACUAGAUUUUGUAUCACUUUAC
Monopterus albus (swamp eel) is the source of this 3109-nucleotide messenger RNA. RefSeq names its product FYN proto-oncogene, Src family tyrosine kinase a (gene fyna). Lineage: Eukaryota; Metazoa; Chordata; Actinopteri; Synbranchiformes; Synbranchidae. Gene Ontology annotation, molecular function: protein binding; protein tyrosine kinase activity; ATP binding. The record is from RefSeq and is a predicted model, not a curated record. Gene Ontology annotation, biological process: protein phosphorylation. The coding region runs from base 245 to 1891 and encodes 548 amino acids. The transcript is spliced from 12 exons.